UGUUCAGUUUCAUUUUCAUGUUGGUGGCAAAAACAAAUAAGGGCUCCCAUAACCAGCUGCCUGGACAGCCAGCUCACAGCCCUACUGACCAUGGCCAUGACCCAGGCCCUCGGGAGCCCCAGUGCCGGGCAGACUUGUGCUCUGAUCCUGAUCGUCACUGUGCUGCUGCAGGCCCUCUGUGUGGCUGUGACCUACAUGUACUUCACUAACGAGCUAAAGCAGAUGCAGGAUAAGUACAAGGACAGCAUCGCUUGUUUCCUGAAGGAAGAUGACAGCUCCUGGGACCCUGGCGAUGAAGAGAGUGUGAGCAGCCCCUGCUGGCGCAUCAGGUGGCUCGUUAGAAAGAUGAUUUUGAAAACCUAUGAGGAAACCAUCCCUACAGUUCAAGAAAGACAACGAAAUAUUCCUUCCCGAGUAGGGGAAAGACAUUUUCAGAGAGUUGCAGCUCACAUAACUGGGAAUAGACGAAGAAGCAACACAUUGCCUAUCCUAGGCUCCAAAAAUGAAAAGGUUUUGGGCCAGAAAAUAAACUCCUGGGAGUCAUCGAGGAAAGGAUUUUCAUUCUUGAACAGUGUGCUCUUGAGGAAUGGAGAGCUGGUCAUCCAAGAAACAGGGUUUUACUACAUCUAUUCCCAAACAUACUUUCGAUUUCAGGAACCUGAGGAAGUUAUAGGAACAGUUUCAAAAGAAGAGAACAGAAGGAAAAACAAACAAAUGGUACAAUAUAUUUACAAAUACACAAGUUAUCCUGACCCUAUACUGUUGAUGAAAAGCGCUAGAAAUAGCUGCUGGUCUAAAGAUUCAGAGUAUGGACUCUAUUCCAUCUACCAAGGGGGAAUAUUUGAGCUUAAGCAAAAUGACAGAAUUUUUGUUUCUGUAACUAAUGAGCAGUUGGUAGACAUGGACCAAGAAGCCAGUUUUUUUGGGGCCUUUUUAGUUGGCUAAGUGUUCUGCACCAUGAAGAUGUCACAACAGAUCUGACCCCAGAAAUGCAACCUAUAUGGAACAGCCUUGACCAGAAAAACUCCCCAACGCACACCUUUUUAAAAUCUCUGAAAAUGAUCCUCUUAUUCCAAAGAAAUGGAAUCUUCAAAUAA
This is a messenger RNA of Otolemur garnettii (small-eared galago), 1097 nucleotides long. RefSeq names its product TNF superfamily member 10 (gene TNFSF10). Gene Ontology annotation, cellular component: membrane. The coding region runs from base 91 to 945 and encodes 284 amino acids. Lineage: Eukaryota; Metazoa; Chordata; Mammalia; Primates; Galagidae. The record is from RefSeq and is a predicted model, not a curated record. The transcript is spliced from 5 exons. Gene Ontology annotation, biological process: immune response. Gene Ontology annotation, molecular function: CD40 receptor binding; tumor necrosis factor receptor binding.